Molecule: messenger RNA, 1110 nt
Organism: Leptomonas pyrrhocoris
Lineage: Eukaryota; Euglenozoa; Kinetoplastea; Trypanosomatida; Trypanosomatidae
Exons: 1
Coding region: 67-1110 (347 amino acids)
Source: RefSeq, a predicted model, not a curated record
GUCUCAUUUAUUUAGGAGGAGUACUCCUCCUUCAGCGCAUUUCACUCGAACCCUGACAUAUCACAAAUGAUGAAGUUUCACUUACACGUUGUAGACGGCAAUGCAGUCUCCACCAGCGCCUCUGCCGCCUCCACCUCUGCCUCUGCAGACACCUCCGAGAGCAGUGCGGUGCUCCUCUUCGCUCACAUGACACUCCGCUGCGGCCAUCUCGCUGAUGUGGUCGCGGUGAGCGCGAGCACCACGCCUGCCGCGGUGCGUCUGGCACAGCUGCAGCAGCAGCAGCAGCAGCACGGGGCAUCCGCCUCAUCAGGGAGUGCUUCCGCAACGGUUGCGAUAGGGGGCGCCGCGGCUCUCGCCAAUCCAAACUCGGCCGACGCUACGGAGAGCGAGGACACGAAGGUGCUGCAGGCGGCGGGGGCUGUGCUGAUGGGUGCGGUGGGUGUGGACAGCGACGAGGCGUACGCCCUGCCCUAUGCACCGCUCGCAGAUGGCGGGCACGUGCCCAUCGAGCCCUACGCGUACUUCUCCACCCCGUUUGCGGCGGCGGAGCGGUCGCUGCGCCACACGAUCGCCGCUGCCGCAGCGCAGGCUCAGCGACCUGCAACAUCGGUGACUCCUCCCUAUUAUGACCUCAUCGCGACGACAGACAUGACCACCUUCGAGUACGUCUUGGAUUACUAUCAGCAGCUGCGUGUGCGGUACGGUGGCUCCGUCGUGGGCAGCUGUGGAGGAAGCGGUGGAACGAAGCCGGUGGGCGUCCUGCACAUCGUCGCGGAGGACCCAUCGAGGGCCGCGCGGGUGCUGCAGCGAGUGCUAGAAAUGGUCCUCCAGCGUAGUGGGUGGGCGCUCGCCGUAGACGCAAACGCAGAAGAGGGCGAGCAGGCGCAGGCGGACGACGACGACGAUGCCCUCGCUGCACAGCAGCAACACAACGGCGGCGGGGAGAUGGAUCGGUUGGACGGUGAAGAGGGAAACGGUGGUGCUGCUGCUGCGGCUGCUGGUGCGGGGAGUCGCGCCGCGAAGGUGGAUAGCUGGGUAAACCAUAUUGACGAGGCGGUGCACGUGUUUGCGCAGCUGUUUGGCGUAGACGUGCUCGUGGCGCUUGUGUGA